Messenger RNA from Sarcophilus harrisii (Tasmanian devil), 4348 nucleotides. It is a transcript of the gene UNC5CL, whose product is annotated as unc-5 family C-terminal like. Lineage: Eukaryota; Metazoa; Chordata; Mammalia; Dasyuromorphia; Dasyuridae. The coding region runs from base 99 to 1664 and encodes 521 amino acids. Gene Ontology annotation, cellular component: membrane. The transcript is spliced from 8 exons. The record is from RefSeq and is a predicted model, not a curated record. Gene Ontology annotation, biological process: netrin-activated signaling pathway; positive regulation of canonical NF-kappaB signal transduction; positive regulation of JNK cascade. Gene Ontology annotation, molecular function: netrin receptor activity; protein binding.
GAGAACACGCUACUGCUUGGAAUUUAGGACUGCUCCCUUUUCUACCCCUACAGAUCCUUGGCCCCUGCUGACCUCUCCAAGAGUGCAGGAUUGUGCUGAUGUGUAUGCUUGGGAGUUUCAUCCAGUCCCUGCUGCUGGUGGGGGUGCCUGUGGCCACUGUGCUCCUGCUGUUACAGUGCCUUCGUUGGAGCUUCCCCUGCAGCAGGCGUCAAGGAAAUUCAGAGGGCCCACAGGGCCAGGAGGAGCCAGUUCCUGAGCCCAUCUCUCUGCCAGAAGAUGGGGCCUCCAGACAGUUUCAGCCAGCCACCCUGACAGAGAUGGCCAGCUUCUAUCAGGAGCUGCACACACCCUCUGAGGGCCAAACUGUGGUGCGACAACUGAUGAACAAGCUCUUGGUGUUUGCAUGGCGUCAGGUGGAUCACCUGGGGGGCUGUCUGCUGCUCAAGGACAUGGGUAUCUCUCUGUUCAUCCCUCCAGGUGCAGUAGCUCUGGGACGCCGGGAACAGGUAUCUCUGGCCCUGGUGUGGGACUUGUCUGAUGCCCCCUCACUGUCGAGUACCCAGGCCUUGGUGAGCCCUGUAGUGGCGUGCAACCCCCAUGGAGCCUCCUUCCUGAAGCCCUGCAUGCUCACUUUUAAGCACUGUGCCCAGAACCCUGCCUAUGCCUGUACCUAUUCCAGCAACACUGCCCUGCUUGAUGCUAAGGUCUGGAAACCCCUAGGAGAGCCUGGGGCUCACACUUCAAGAGAUGAGUGCCGAAUCCCCCUCUCCCACUUCAGUCUCUAUACCUGUGUUCUGGAGGCUCCCAGUGCGUGUGAUGCCCGAAAGUGGUUGCAGUUGGCUGUAUUCUGCUCACCCCUGGUACCAGGACAGUCACACUUGCAGCUACGUGUCUAUUUUCUCAACAACACCCCCUGCGCCCUGCAAUGGGCGGUGACCAAUGAGGAGCCUUAUGGUGGGCGCCUCCGCGGGCCCUGCCAACUCUUUGACUUCAUGGGAACUCGAGGGGACCAAUAUCUGAAGCUCAAGUAUAUCUCUGAAGGCUGGGAAAAUGUGGAUGACAGCAGCUGCCAGAUGGUCCCCUACCUCCACAUUUGGCAUGGAAAGUGCCCCUUCCGCUCCUUUUGCUUCAAGAAAAAAGGAACCAAUGAAGAUGAAGAUAACUCAGCACUGACCAAUGAGAUUAUUGUCACCAUGCAUACCUUCCAGAAUGGCUUGGAGACCAAGUACAUGGAAAUCCUAAGGUUCCAGGCAUCAGAAGAAGAAACCUGGGCAUUACCUCCUCCAGUCUCCCGACCUGCCCCAUGCAACAGGCUGCCUCCAGAGCUCUUUGACCAGCUACAGAUGCUACUGGAGCCAAGCAGUAUCACAGGCAAUGACUGGCGCAAGCUGGCAUCCCACCUAGGGCUGUGUGGUAUGAAGAUCAGGUUCCUGUCCUGCCAGCGGAGUCCAGCAGCAGCUGUCCUGGAACUGUUUGAGGAACAGAAUGGGAGUCUCCAGGAGCUUCACUACCUCAUGACAUCCAUGGAGAGAUUGGACUGUGCCUCGGCCAUCCAAGUCUUCCUUAACUGCAACCAGGGCCAAAUUCGAACACCAUUAGGCACUCCAGUCAUAGCCCACAAAACUGGGUUCAGUGAAGACUUGGAGCUUGAUGUGAAACUUUGAGCCAAGGUGAUAGCUGUACCACCUUCCCAAACUAGCAGGGCUGGGCAAGGCUUGGGAAGGGGCUGUGCUUCCAGAAUCCAUUUUUCCAAAGUUUCUAGAUUGGAGACCUGGGCAAUUUUUCCUUUGGACAUCAUGGAGUAAAUGAGACAUCUAUCAUCAACAGGUGGAUCCUGGGGCUAGCACCCAGAGGUACCAGACCUUUUAUAAUCACUCACACACUGCCUACUGAAUUCAGCAGGGGACUACAUAGUGUGGCCAAGGAAAUCUGCCCUCCCUGCAACUGCCCCUCAUCUUAUGUUUCCACUAUUUGUGGAUGGAUAACCACCAAAAUCAGGGAAGGGUUGGAGGGAAGCAAUAACUACUGGGACAUGAAGACUUUCUGACUUGACCAAAUUCUUUUCUGCAGACAUCAGCAGCAGGGUACAAAUAACAGAAGGCUAGUUGGAAUCCUCCAACCUUCAUAACCCCCUGGAUUAUCAAGGAUGGGGGAGAUCUUAGAUUACCUCACUCUAUGUCCUCAUUCUACACAUGAGGAAACCUAUCUAGAGAGUUUGUGGAACUUGUCUAGGUGAUGGCCGAUCAAACUGAAAUCAAUAGCAUUUGUUUUUUUUUUUUCAGUAUUUACUAUUUAACCAAUACUGUGUCAGGCACUGUGGGGAAAUAUGAUAAAGACAGAAAGUUGGGUCUCUGCCCUUCUGGAGCUCAUGGUUCUGGCUGUGGUAGUGAGACCAACAGGAUUGAAAUCACAGUAAACACUACAGGUGCAGUCAAUUAAUACUGUGUUCAGAGGAUCAAUUGGUGUGGGAUGAAGUAGUUUAUGAAGGCUUCUUAGAGGGAGAAUUUAAGCUAGGCCUUGAAAGGGGAUUAGAAUUCAGGGAGAGAAAGAGAAAAUUCUACAUGGGGCAGAAGAACAUGGCCCAAAGUGCAGGGAUAGGACUGAGUAUGGUAUGUUUGGAUCAGUGUGAAAGGAUCAGCUUGAUAGUGAGAAUAAAGGGAGGGGAGAGAGGAGGAGAUCCAGAGUUCAGAUCUCACCUAUCUGUCCGGCUAUUUCUAUUCUGUCUUUCCAUAGCUUUCAAUCUCUGUACUUUUUGAUCAGAAUGUUAGAAAUGGAAGAGAACUUUAAGGUCAUGGUAAUUAUUCCCUUUAUCAUUAUAAGUUUAGAGUUAUUGCACCCUCCAAGUUUCUUCUUCCUUCUCUGUGACUCUGUCUCAAUUUUUCUCUUUCUGAAAUUCUUCAGCAGGCAGUUUGCAGCAUAUCAAUGUUCCCCAAAGGCUAUUAAAAAAAAAGCAAUAUAUAGGAUAUUUUAAUCACACCUCUAAGCUGGCUUAGAAGGGGUUAAGAAAAAAGGGUAGCAUAAAAAGAUAUGUUUCCAGCUGUGGAAUGAAUCUACUCUAAUACUGGUAAUUCUUAACUGGUGCUCAGUUGGCCAAAGACAGGCAAAGCAUCUAUUCGGCCACAAAAAGUUUGGCUUUCCUUUAUACUUGAACAAAAUAAAAUGGAUGUUUCCUUGCAUAUGUUUGUAUUUUCAUAACAAAUGCAGAAUUGUGUAAAAUAGGAUUCAGCAGCCCAUGUAUAAGAUGAAUAUACAGAUUGAAGUGGAAUGUCCUACCCCUAAAUCUUGAGGAGAUUAGAAUUCCACCUUUGUGGGGAUCAGGAGUUCACCUGUGCUUAAAAAUCACAUUUAGCCAUUAUCUAUUUAAUUUUUGAAGCAUAGAAAUGAAACUCUUUUUUGAUGGGGUGAGGGAGGGUUAGAAUAAAAGCUGUUUUCUCUCAUUGUUCUAGAGGAUAAGUAGUUCUACUCAGACCUGGAAGACAACAGAUAAGGUAAUCUUGGUAGGCUUAACAUCCCUUCCCCGCCUAAUUUAUAUUCUGCAAAAGUUAAUCACAAAUAUGGAGUGAACAUAUUUAUCAAAGCAAAUAGUAAAAAAGGAAGGGGAAGUCUUAUAGAUUAAUUUAGUUGACACAGGGUACAAUAAUAUGAGGGCUUAGCAAUUUAGGGAUAAGAAGAAAUCUCAGCUCACUUGGACAGAAGACAAUCAUAUCAGAGUAGUCAAUCCAGACUCUUUGGGGAGUUAGGGGUUGGGAAUCAAAGGAUGUUUUGGGAUGUAGCUCCUUCCCACAGGUUUGUGGCUCUGGGAUUCCUUUAGUCAUCAUUCAAAAUCUGUCCUUUUUCUUUAUCCCUCUUUCUUCUCUCUCAAAUGUCUUUCAGCCAAUUAAGUAAGAGUCAUGCCAGAGGACCACUGUGCACACAACUUUCAAGCUCAUUUACGCGUUCAGGUUGCAUUUUGUUGGAUAAAUCAAUUUGGGUGUGUGCAAAUGUUAGGUGGAUAAAAUUGGAGGUAUAAAAAUGCCCUGUUAUUCUGCUGAUAUUCUUCAAGAAAAAUCACUCUUUCUUUCCUUUUUCUCUAUAGGGAAAACUCACUGAGAAGUGAGGAGCAACUUUUUUGCCACUCCUAGAGUUUGGACUAUUGUUAAAUAUAUAGAAAUUUACAAACUAUUAGCAUCUCUCCUCUGCCUACCAGAAUCAGCUAUCAUUCAGUGUUUUUUCCUCUUCCCUACUUAUCCUCUGGAAUGACUGAUUAUUGUCAUAGAGUGUGGUUGAUUAAAUCUCCAGAGAGGAAUGCAGGGAAGAGGGGUGGUGACUGAAAUUAAACAAAUAUUCCCCCCCCCCCAAAAAAAAAAAA